Molecule: messenger RNA, 2297 nt
Organism: Pseudogymnoascus verrucosus
Lineage: Eukaryota; Fungi; Ascomycota; Leotiomycetes; Thelebolales; Thelebolaceae
Exons: 5
Coding region: 334-2253 (639 amino acids)
Molecular function (GO): NADP binding; flavin adenine dinucleotide binding; N,N-dimethylaniline monooxygenase activity
Source: RefSeq, a predicted model, not a curated record
CGAAGUGAAUCCGUACUUACUGCCUGUGUCACAAGAUUCACUUAGUGCAACGGAAUAAGCGCCGAGUAAAGAACGGUCUCUUGAAGCAAAUACUAUCAGUGAAUAAACCCACUGCUUAUUUUAAGAAUCUAGCACGCGAACGGCAAUUGCAUCUCCAGGUUGGUAUUUGUUUAUAUCGACUUCAGUUACAUCCCGAGGUUGAUAUUUGUUGAUAUCGGCUUCGACUACUAGAUCCAUUGACCACCCUCUUUCCAGGUUGAUAUUUAUUUAUAUCGACCUCAUUACUCCAUUCACCACCCUCUUCUUCAAACACCUCACAUACAGUUCCAAGCCAUGGCUUCAACAGGCUCGAAGGGCUCUGGACAGGUUUACGGCACACGAAUCUCCAAAGAAAAUGGAUAUGAUGCCAACAGCUACACAUAUUAUCCCGUGGCCAUUAUAGGCGCUGGGGAAUCCGGCAUUGCCAUGGGUUGUCGUCUCAAGGAAAAGUUUGGCUUUGACCAGUUUCGCCUUUUUGACAGGCAAUCAGGUAUUGGCGGGACAUGGUGGAUCAACAGAUACCCUGGAGUGGCAUGCGAUAUCCAAGCCGCUUUCUAUUCAUUCUCUUUUGCUCAAAAUCACAAGUGGUCUUCGCUUUACCCCCCUGGGCCAGAAAUCGUCAAAUAUCUUCAAGGAGUCUGCGAGAAAUAUGAAAUUGUUGACAAGAUUCAGCUUAAUAGCGAAGUUACCUCGUGCCGUUGGAACGAGGUCGAAGGCGUCUGGGAGUUGACAAUACAUGAACUCCUCAAAGGCGUUGGUGAUCUAAGCACCUAUGAUCGAGUCACUAUGUUGGAGAAUCAAGGCGAGAGUUCAGUAUUCGUCCGCUCAGAGAAAAUCAGAGCCAAAGUAUUGAUCAGUGCAGUUGGAGGUCUGGUAGAACCAAAUCGCAUGCCAGAAACUAUUCCAGGAGUAGAGGAUUUCCAAGGCCCCAUCUUCCAUUCAGCCAGGUGGAGAUAUGACGUUGACCUGAAAGAUAAGAAUAUCCUCGUGGUUGGGACAGGCUGUAGUGCGGCUCAAUUUGUCCCAGAGCUCACUAAAACAUAUGAGGCAAAGUCAGUCACUCAGCUCAUGCGAUCGCCUCCCUGGGUGGUCCCGAGGCAAGUUCCUCCAUUUGGAUUCGGAGAGGAGGAUUGGGAGAAAUGGAGUCCGUGGUUGAAUACGUACAUUCCGGGAUUUGCUAGACUCCGGAGACUGUAUAUCGCUACACGAGCAGAAUACGACUGGAGACUCUUUGGGGACAGUAAAUACGCUGAAAAUGAGAGGGCGAAGCUUGAGGUGGCACUUGUUGAUUACAUGAAGAAAAAGGUCCCAAAGAAGUACCAUGAGAUACUCACCCCCAAAUAUGGUGUUUGUUGCAAGCGCCUAGUCAUUGAUGGAAAAUGGCUCAAUUCUCUGAAUGAUAAGAAGAUCGUGCUUUCUACUCUUCCACUUACCAGUGUUCAGGAGGAUCGGGUAACGCUUGGUCCUACCCGUGGAUCGCAGGCGGUCGAAGAUGUCAAAGUUGCUGCCAACAUCACAGAAACUGUCCGCGCCGAUGUUAUAAUUCUCGCAAACGGUUUCGAGACAUUGAACUGGCUCCAUCCCCUCGAAGUUAUCGGCCGGAGUGGGCAGUCCCUCGAGGAAGUUUUCCACGAGCGUGGUGGACCUCAGUUGUAUAUGGGCAGCGCCAUGGACGGGUUCCCGAACUUCUUCGUCAUCUUUGGUCCAAACACAGUGACGGGGCACUCAAGUGUGGUGCUCGCCACUGAAAACAUGGUCAAUUAUGCCAUGAAAUUGGUUGAGCCAAUACUGAAAGGCGACGCUCACUCUGUGGAAGUGAAGAAAGAAGCUGAGCUGGCAUGGACCGCGGAUAUUCAGAAGUCUCUCAAGAAAAGGAUAUGGAAUAUCGGUGGUUGCAGAAACUGGUACAUGGGAGAAGACGGUUGGAACUCGACUACUUACCCGUACUCCCAAGUGUGGUUCUCGCUUUUAUGCAUGUUUCCAAAUUAUAAUCACUGGAAUUAUAGAUACACCACCAAGGGCUUGAUCAAGAAGCGGGCCAAAACAGUUUUUCGGAUAGCAGCACUGACAGGAAUAGCCACAGGACUGUAUUUCACACGUCGGGCGGGUCUCAGAUUUGGCUGGAAAGAAGGUGCCGCUUCUGCCAGAGGUGCUGCAGCGCAGCUUUUAGCCACUUUGGGGCACUCCCUCGUGAGAGGAGCUGGGUCGAUCUGAUGGCAUUGGGGGAAGUCCUUGGGAACUGGGCGCACUACUUUAGG